AUGUAUAUUCUUCUGUGGUAUAUGUUUUCUACCUCGCUAUCGCUUUACAACAAGAAUUUGAUGGGACGAGAUCGAUUUAAUUUUAAUUUUCCACUUUUGGUGAGUGCGAUGCACGCGUUACUGCAUGCAAUCAUCACUGGUCUGAUGAUGACUUUUGGAGGUGAUCGAUGGCGGUCUCCGUCCAAAGUAUCCAUGACUAUGUCUGAUUACUUUCUCAAAGUGGUUCCGUGCGGAGUAGCUGCUGCUAUUGAGAUUUGUUGUUCGAAUGCGUCGCUUGUGUUCAUCACUCUGUCGUUUUACACGAUGGUCAAGAGCAGUACACCAGUAUGGGUGCUGUUAUUCUCAUUUAUAUUUGGAUUUGAAAAACCUCGCCUGGUGCUGAUUACGAUUAUUGUGGUGAUGGUUGUUGGAGUGAGUCUGACGGUUGAGGGAGAAACCAAGUUUGACAGACUGGGAUUUGGCCUUGUAUUGGUGGCUGCUAUUGUAUCGGGUCUUCGAUGGAACUUGACCCAGCUGCUGUUACAACAGGACCGGUUGGGGAUGAAUAAUCCAAUUGCUACGCUGUACUAUCUUAGUCCUGUCAUGUUUAUCACAAUGCUCAGCCUGAGUCUGUUGGUCGAGAAUCCAAUUGACCAAUUUAAACACUCCAAGCAUUUUGACAGUUUAUCUCAUGUCAUUGAAUCAUUUGGUUUGAUGUCCAUUGGUGGUGUACUGGCGUUUUGCAUGACACUGGCAGAACUUUAUUUGAUAAAAAGCACCAAUACUGUCACUUUGAGCGUGGCUGGAAUCAGUAAAGAAAUUGUUAUCAUCACCUUGUCGGUUCUAAUAUAUGGAGAUGUCCUCUCACAGAAGACUCUAAUAGGGCUGUUUAUAUCGAUUGUCGGAAUCAUUGCGUACAACUACAACAUUCACUCUAGAAAAAAGGCUGCCAUGAAUUCCAAAAGCAUAGCAAAUUUUGACAAAAACUAG
Messenger RNA from Phycomyces blakesleeanus NRRL 1555(-), 969 nucleotides. RefSeq lists its product as hypothetical. The transcript is spliced from 4 exons. The coding region runs from base 1 to 969 and encodes 322 amino acids. Lineage: Eukaryota; Fungi; Mucoromycota; Mucoromycetes; Mucorales; Phycomycetaceae. The record is from RefSeq and is a predicted model, not a curated record. Gene Ontology annotation, biological process: UDP-glucose transmembrane transport. Gene Ontology annotation, cellular component: cis-Golgi network; endoplasmic reticulum-Golgi intermediate compartment; Golgi apparatus. Gene Ontology annotation, molecular function: antiporter activity.